This is a messenger RNA of Daphnia pulicaria, 1707 nucleotides long. RefSeq names its product ATP-dependent RNA helicase glh-2-like. Bases 1038 to 1619 code for a protein of 193 amino acids. The record is from RefSeq and is a predicted model, not a curated record. NCBI's taxonomy places the organism in Eukaryota, Metazoa, Arthropoda, Branchiopoda, Diplostraca, Daphniidae. The transcript has 3 exons.
AUGCAAGGUUGUACAUUUAAAAAGUCAAACUACAGUUGUGGACACACAAGUUCAACUCAAAACCUAAUGGAACGCAUAUCUCUGUAUCUAGCUCAAAAGUCGGAGUGGUUAGUAACAGGGGAUGAAGUUGGGCGAGAUAUUACUAGAUAUAAAAGAGCGAAAAAAAAAAGGAAUAUGAUUUCAGUUUUCGUAGUCGCUGUAAAAUGGUAUAAAGGUUGAAAUGACAUUCGCGUAAGGACUUAUCAUGUGAACACGAGCACAAGCCAUAUUUCUAAACCAGGAUGAACCGGAUGAAGGAGAAAAGCUAUUCAGGACAACCGAUCAAUCGUGUUUGUGCGAUGUCAGUCCAUUAGGGACGAAAGGACCUCCAUUGUAGAUUGAAGGAGCGUUCUCAGGUGAACUAACGCAAGAAAAGAAAAAUGCCGAGUCAAAGAAUUAUCUUAGGCCCGAUCGCUAGGGAUUCGCAAGGAUCAAUUUGGACAAGUAGAAAAAAAAACCGCAAUCUGGGAUAUUUUUAGCACUUCACUUUGUAAACAAAUGGGUUGAUUCCUUAUUAAUAAUGAGAUAAGAAAACCUAAAUUGAGAUGCAUGAAUUAUUUCGAACUCUGCACGGUUUGGACGGAGACUUGCGAAAACUUUCGAAACAAGACGUUUUUUUCCCCCUUGGCAAGUAACUCUAAUUCAUUUUCUGUCUGAAGAAAACAUGGUUAAAUCACAAGGUCGUUAAAUGUUCCUUAGGGACAUCUUGUUGGCCUUAACAUUUGGAGGAUAAAAAUUGGGGCUAGGCUUAGUUAAGACGGACAGGUUCAAACUUGGAACCUUGACAUUUGCCGGGGUUUUUCCAAACAACUUGACUAAAUCUCUCAACUUCUUUAGACUGACAAACAAAAACAUAUACCCCCUCUUCAAUUAACGUUCACCCUCCCUCCCCUACACGUCCUUGGCAAGUCCUUCCUCUUUACCUGAGCGGACAAGAGUUGCACACAGUAUAAAUUUGUCAAGUGGCCCUCCUAAAUUCAUUUGUCGUCUCAGUCAACAUGGGUCAAGGAGUGCUUCCAGUCAUACCAAGUGCAAAGAUGAGUUUACUGCUGAUUUGGGCUCUUACCUUUACGGUCAUUUCGGCUAGACCACAGUUCUUUCCGUCCGAAUCGGUCGUAGAAGAUGAAAUCGAAGGAAGGCAUUUUAUUCAUAAUCAUCGUCGUCAUCCUUAUAAUCAAGGGCGGCCAUUCAUAGGACAACGUCCCUUUGGAGGUAACUUCGAUUCUUUUGGCGGUACACCCAAUGGUGGCUUGUUCUCAUCCGGAGCUGGAAAUUUCGGACCAAAUGGACAGUUUUUCGGAUCAAACAUGGGCGGUGGAUCAGCGACUGGUGUUGGAAUUGCAAAUUCAGGAGGAUUAUUUGGUGGAUCUUCGGCGGCUGGCUUUGGAUCGGCAAGUGCAGGAAACGGCGGAGGUUCAGCGAUAGGUUUUGGAUCAGCUAAUGCAGGAAACGGUGGAGCACAAGCUACUGGAAUCGGAAUCGCCCAAGCACCACUUGGUGGCUUUGGGAUGGGUGUUGGCCUGGCAGUUGUUACACCCUUUGGAAAUAUAGCACAAGGGCAAGGAUUUUCUACAGGCUAAUAAAAACAUUAUUAAGAUAAAAUAACCUGUGUCUAACCUGUGUCAACCUUGAUGAGAAUAUUGAUUUAAUAAAUUACUGAAGCAACAA